Messenger RNA from Tuber aestivum (summer truffle), 2235 nucleotides. The record is from the annotation of a GenBank genome assembly. Lineage: Eukaryota; Fungi; Ascomycota; Pezizomycetes; Pezizales; Tuberaceae.
AUAAUAUCAAACAAAAUAGUUUGUGGUCGACCCCUUCUAUUCUCACAAAAUUGCCUGCCAUAGCCAUGCCUCGUUCGAAGAGGGAUAAGUCGGAUCCCUCUUUUCAGCUGCUUUCCGAGGAUCCUGCUUCCUCCCAGUAUCAGCAGAAGCCAAAGCUUAUUCUCUCUGAUUCCGAGGAUUCGGAAUCCGGAGACACCCAAGAGUACCAUUCUGCGGCCGAGCUGCCCGAUGGAGAAGAUGGCCACAAGCUCAGGAUUAAUAAGGAGUAUGCAAGACGGUUCGAGCACAACAAGAAGCGCGAGGAGCUUCAUCGCUGUAUGUUUCACCCCGGUCACGCUUACCCCACUACCCCACUACCCCACCCUCUAUAUGCCGCUAAUGGCAUGUAGUGCAAGAAAAAUACGGCAAACAAGGCCUGGAAGAGGAAGGGGGGGAGGAAGAGGAAGAGGAAGAGGAAGAUGAUACAGCGAUACUAGCCACCAAACGCCUAGAUCAAGAAAUCGCAGCUACAAUCGAGGCAAUUCGAAAUAAAGACCCGAAAAUAUAUGAUGGAAAGACAACUUUCUUCUCGGCCAUUGAAGGCGAGGAGGGAGGAGAUACUAAUGGGGGAAUUGAGGAUGCGAAGGAAAAGCCAAUGUUUUUAAAGGAUUAUCAUCGCAAAAACCUUCUUUCCGGGAACGUCGGCGAUGAAGAUGUGCCUAUGACUUACUUACAGGAGCAGGAGGAUCUCAAGCGUGCGGUUGUUCUUGAAAUGCACCAAGCUGCCGAAAACGAUCCUGAUUCCGAUGCCGAUGACGUUGGCGCGGGCUUUCUUGUUAGAAAAACACAACCUGAGAAGCUUGAACCUAUUGUGGACAUUCCCGAUCCAGCCACUGCCGAUCCAAACAAUCCCGAAGAAUACCUUACGCGUUUCUUCCAAUCUCGUGCAUGGACUAAACCGGCUGGGCUUACUCCUCUUGAGGAUGACGAUUCGGAAGAAGAGGACCGCAUAGAGGAAUUCGAGAAAGCAUACAACUUUCGAUUUGAGGAUCCUGAUGCUUGUGCCAGAGGUAAGCUGGUAACCUACGGUCGUGAUGCUAUUUCAGCCAAUACUGCGAGACGAGAAGAGAUAUCUGGAAGGAAGAAGGCACGCGAGAAGAAACGUGAAAAGCAACAGACCGAGAAGGAACUUAGGGAGAAGGAAAAGGGUAGGCUACGGAAGCUCAAAACGGAGGAGUUAAUGGAGAAAUUCAAGAUGAUCCGAGAUGCAGCCGGAUUAGGUGAAGGUGGAGAUGACAAGGAGGUUGAAACGGAUGUCUUGAACAACCUUUUAGAGGGCGACUGGAGUGAUGAGCAGUGGGGAGAAUGGAUGGCCAAGAGGUUCGGAAAUAGCUACUAUGAGGCUGAUGUAGGCAAAAUAACGAAGCCAAAAUUUGACGACGAAAUCGACAUUGGCGACAUGAUCUCCGAUCUUGAAGAUGAUGACGAACUCGACCUUGAAAAUGGAGAAGCUGAGUCACGAGCUUCGGAAGGUGAAGGGGAAUUCAGCAAAGAUGUCCAGACGGCCAAAAAAUCUAAAAACCGAAAGUCCCUUCAAAAGGAGGAGCGCAAAAGAAAACAAAAAGAAAGAGGCCUCAAACGUAAAAUGGAGCAACACGUGGAGGAGAGCUACAGUUUCGAAGACCAAGUAAGCACCCCCCCUCCUAGCGCCUCCCAGUCCCAGCUUCUAAUCGGUACAGAUACCCUCCAAAAGCCUUAAAACAACCUUCCGUUAUCGAGAAACUACACCCGAAUCAUACGGUCUAACGCCCCUAGACAUUCUUGCAGCAGAAGAUGCAGAUCUCAACUCCUUUGUUGGGCUCAAAAAGCUCGCUACGUUCCGAGAACCGGAGAAGAAAAAGAGAGAUAAAAAGCGAUACGGCAAAAAGAAACGAUUGAGAGAGUGGAGGAAAGAGACUUUUGGUGACGAGGAAGGAGUUGGGAUGCUAGCUGACUGGAAACCUACCGGCAUCACGGGGGAGGAGGAAUCCAAGGUGGAUAUUAGAGGUGAGGAGGGCGGCGAGAGAAAGAAGAGGAGGAGAAAAGGGAACAAGGGCUAGCUGCCAAUAUCAAAUGUAUGAUAUCAAGGUUUAUUUUAUUUCUGUAUCUACGGACCGGGUUGUGUCUAGAUUGGAGUUGUAAUACACCAUGGGGUGAUGUCAAUAAUGUAUUUUUCAAGAGGAAAUGGCUGUCGGUAGAAAUUUCCUCCUCUCCGAU